CUCCACCGGGGCCUCGUCAUGUCCCUGUCCGGCUCCGGGAGCCUCAUCUCCCGCAGGAACAUCAAGCUGGACUCGUUCCUGCAGCGGAGCAUGGAGGGCGCCGUGCACGAGCGUGUGCGCGCGUCCGAGCCGUGCGUGGUGGUGUCGGACGCCUUCAACAAGGUGUACAUGCACGCGGUGCUCAGCGACGAGCGCGUGUACCUCACCGAGCACAAGCCGCGCACGCUCACCGUGGCCGUCAGCUUCAGGCGCGUGCGCGGCAUCGAACUGGUCAAUGACCUCCCAGAAUUCCUCAGUGGGCGGGACCGCGAUCACUGCCAGCACAUUCGAAUCCUGUAUGUCACCGACGAGCCUGCUACCAGGACAUUUGAUUGGUUGAGGAGAGACAGGGGGGCGGGACUUCCUCUUGUAGCCCCCCCAUCUCGCAGAUCCAGUCACUGCCCGACGAUAACACACAACUUAGAAGGAGGAUAUCCUGCAGGGAGAGGAUUUGAACCCACGUUGCUGCGGAGGAGCUUCAGGUCAGCGGAGGAAGUCCGAUCUGCGUCCGAGUCCCUGUGUCCUGAGCCUCUUCAGGCGGUCAGGAUCCACAGGGACUGGAGCGAAGAAGAGGUCCGCAUGGUGAGGCCCGGCCGCUCCGCUUCCUGUCCGAACCCCGACACUCUGGGGCUCCUCCCGCACCCCCCCACCCAGCCCCGUCUCCACCCCCCCACCCAGCCCCGUCUCCACCCCCCCACCACCUCAGAGAGGAUGGGCUCGGUUCUGUCUCGUCUGCUGAGAAGAGACUGCGGGGGGGGCGGAGAGCAGAGGGAGGCGGAGCUGCAUCUUUACGCCGUCUCUCAGACGUCCCGACUUCACCUGCACCUGCAGAGUGCCUGGAGCAGCUUCAUCAUCAGGUCGACUCUGUUGUUGGACCCGCUCUACAGGAGAAAGUGCAGCUCGUCAUCUGACUCGACUCCUGGAAAACGACCUCCUAUCAUCAGCUGGGAGCGGACGGCUCACCUGUUUGCUCAGCUGACGUCUGAGCUGCUGCAGGACGGGAUCCAUGAGGAGAGUUUGUAUCUGCUGCUGCAGGAGCUGAACGUCGCCGCUCAGCGCAACGUGGCUCUGCGCCGACUCUUCUGGAGGUCCAGUGAGUUGUGUGUUUUCCUGGUUCAGACUCUGGAGGAGUCUCUUCACGGCCGUCAGAGCCUCAGUGGAGCCUACACAGCAGAUCAGCUCCUGCUGAGCACCGUGGUCGUGGAGACGCUCGCCGUCAUGUUCAGGGAGACGCAGGCAGAAGCAGCCAGACUCCACCUGCUCUCUGCCAGAAGAGGCGCCCUGACCUCCAGGAUCCUGCUCGCCCUGAUCUGUGAUCCCCUGACGCAGAGCAGAGGGUUUGUGAUGUACUCUGAGGUCUUACUAUCAGAGUACCUGGACGCCGCCUGCUCGCUGCUCUUUGAGCUGCUGCUGCUCGGCCACGAGAGCAGCGGGUGUUUCUCUGCAGACGACCUCCUCUCUGUUGAUUGGCUCCUGCGAGUCGUGCAGCCUCAUCCUCACCUGCUCUGCUUCAUCACCCACCAGGCCCAGCAGGUGGUGCUGGUUCUGUCCGACCUGCCGGAGUCGGACCUCGGUCCCCUCCAGGCCGUGCUGUUGUUCCAGCGCUGUCGCCUCCUACUGGCCUGUCUGCAGCACAGCAGCCUGCUGGCUCAGCAUCUUCGCUCUCACAUGAGAGAAGAGUUCAGGUACUUGGUGAAGACGCCGUGCGCCGCGGAGACACUGCCGCCUCAUUAUCCAAUCAGUGGACAGACGAAGCGAGAGGUGGAGCUCCUGCUGACGCUGCUCAGAUGAUCUCCACACAGAGA
Limanda limanda (common dab) is the source of this 1844-nucleotide messenger RNA. It is a transcript of the gene c1h12orf56, whose product is annotated as chromosome 1 C12orf56 homolog. The transcript has 15 exons. NCBI's taxonomy places the organism in Eukaryota, Metazoa, Chordata, Actinopteri, Pleuronectiformes, Pleuronectidae. The annotation marks the transcript as partial. The record is from RefSeq and is a predicted model, not a curated record.